Molecule: messenger RNA, 3637 nt
Organism: Chrysochloris asiatica (Cape golden mole)
Lineage: Eukaryota; Metazoa; Chordata; Mammalia; Afrosoricida; Chrysochloridae
Gene: MTMR4
Product: myotubularin related protein 4
Exons: 19
Coding region: 53-3625 (1190 amino acids)
Biological process (GO): dephosphorylation; regulation of autophagy
Molecular function (GO): metal ion binding; protein phosphatase binding; phosphatidylinositol-3,5-bisphosphate 3-phosphatase activity
Source: RefSeq, a predicted model, not a curated record
GGCGGACGCCGCCUGGUGAGAAGCAGGCAGCCAAGACUCUCACCAAGGUAGAAUGGGUGAGGAGGGGCCUCCCAGCCUGGAGUAUAUCCAAGCCAAGGAUCUCUUCCCCCCCAAGGAACUAGUGAAGGAGGAGGAAAAUCUGCAGGUGCCUUUCACAGUGCUGCAGGGUGAGGGAGUGGAGUUUCUGGGCCGGGCAGCUGAUGCCCUCAUUGCCAUCUCCAACUAUCGGCUGCAUAUCAAGUUCAAGGACUCUGUCAUCAACGUUCCCCUCCGGAUGAUUGACAGUGUGGAGAGUCGUGAUAUGUUCCAGUUGCAUAUUUCCUGCAAGGACUCCAAAGUGGUGAGGUGUCACUUCUCAACUUUCAAGCAGUGCCAAGAGUGGCUCUCGAGGCUAAGCCGGGCCACAGUAAGACCUGCUAAGCCCGAGGACCUCUUUGCCUUUGCCUACCACGCCUGGUGCCUGGGACUGACUGAGGAGGACCAACAUACCCAUCUGUGUCAGCCAGGAGAGCACAUACGAUGUCGACAGGAGGCAGAGCUUGCAAGAAUGGGCUUUGACCUGCAGAAUGUCUGGAGAAUCUCACACAUCAACAGCAAUUAUAAAUUGUGCCCCAGCUACCCCCAGAAGCUGCUGGUUCCUGUGUGGAUCACAGAUAAAGAGUUGGAGAAUGUGGCUUCCUUCCGUUCCUGGAAGCGGAUCCCCGUGGUUGUGUAUAGACAUCUGCGCAAUGGGGCUGCCAUUGCCCGCUGCAGCCAGCCCGAGAUCAGCUGGUGGGGCUGGCGCAACGCUGAUGAUGAGUACCUGGUCACAUCUAUUGCCAAAGCCUGUGCCCUGGACCCCGGGAUGAAGGCCACGGGGUGCUCCUCCAGCACUGGGACGAGUGAUGCGAGUGAGGCGUGUGACACUGACUUUGACUCCUCCCUGACAGCAUGCAAUGGGGUGGAGAGCACAACGGCUCCCCAGAAGCUGCUGAUCCUGGAUGCGCGCUCCUACACAGCAGCAGUGGCCAAUCGGGCUAAGGGUGGAGGUUGUGAAUGUGAAGAGUACUAUCCCAACUGUGAAGUUGUGUUCAUGGGCAUGGCCAACAUCCAUGCCAUCCGGAAUAGCUUCCAGUACCUCCGUGCUGUGUGCAGCCAGAUGCCAGACCCCAGCAACUGGCUGUCAGCCCUGGAGAGCACCAAAUGGCUGCAGCACUUGUCGGUGAUGCUCAAGGCAGCUGUGCUGGUGGCUAAUACAGUGGACCGGGAAGGCCGUCCUGUGCUGGUCCACUGCUCAGAUGGCUGGGAUCGGACACCACAGAUUGUAGCCCUGGCCAAAUUACUACUGGACCCGUAUUACAGGACAUUGGAGGGCUUCCAAGUAUUGGUGGAGUCUGACUGGCUGGAUUUUGGGCACAAGUUUGGAGACCGCUGUGGCCACCAGGAGAAUGCAGAGGAUCAAAACGAACAAUGUCCUGUGUUCCUCCAGUGGCUUGAUUCUGUUCAUCAGUUGCUCAAGCAGUUCCCCUGCCUGUUUGAGUUUAACGAAGCAUUCCUGGUAAAACUGGUUCAGCACACGUAUUCCUGCCUCUACGGCACAUUCCUGGCUAACAACCCCUGUGAGCGAGAGAAGCGGAACAUCUACAAACGGACCUGCUCUGUGUGGGCUCUCCUGAGAGCUGGCAAUAAGAACUUCCAUAACUUCCUGUAUACACCCAGCUCUGACAUGGUCCUGCAUCCUGUGUGUCACGUUCGAGCCCUGCACCUCUGGACAGCUGUUUAUCUGCCAGCCUCAUCUCCAUGCACACUUGGGGAGGAAAAUAUGGAUCUUUACCUUUCCCCAGUGACUCAGAGCCAGGAGUUCUCUGCCCGCUCUCUAGACAGAUUGCCUAAAACCAGAUCCAUGGAUGACCUUCUUUCUGCCUGUGACACAAGCAGCCCCUUGACUCGCACGUCAAGUGACCCUAACCUGAAUAACCACUGCCCGGAGGCCAGGGUAGGCCUGGAGCCCUGGCACAGCAAUCCUGAAGAAUCAGAGACAACCUUUGUGGAAUGUGGGGCAGGAGGUCCUCAGCUGAUUACAGGAGAAAUGGGUCUUUCUCCUUCUGUGUCCAACAGCCAGAAAGACUACUUGAGCAAUAAACCUUUCAAGAGCCACAAAGCCUAUUCUCCGAGUUGUAAACUGCUCAGUACUGUAGUGCCCCAGGAAGUGAAGAGCGACACCGUUGACCGUGAGAUCAAAGUCCUAGCAGAGACUGAAAUGCCAGCUGCAGACCCUCCUGCCCAGGAUGAGCUGAGUAGGACUUUAGUUGGCACAGGGGAGGAGCCGUCUGAACAUUGUCUUGAAAAAGAUGCUGUUACUGCACUCUCAAAGGCCACUUUCAACAAGUGUGAUGGAAUUUGUAAUUUUCCUGAGUCUUCCCAGAACUCUCUUACAGGCACCCCUCAACAGACACAGCUAGACUCCAUACUCAGUGUGCCCUCCACUUGUGCUUCAGAUCCCAGUCUGAGUACCCUUUGCAACCCACUGAGUGCUACCUGCCAAACUCCAUUAGACCCAAGUCCUGGCAUCCUCAGCCAAGAUCCCCCAGAGUCUGGGGCAAGUAUCGUCCACCAGGAACUUCCUAGUUCUGUACCAGAUAUGAUUCACGGGGAAGACACUGGCAAAAGAGGGACUAGUAGGAAUGGGCCUCGCUUUGGGAAAAUGCCAUUGGAAUUGGCCCGAAAGACAAUUUCUCAGAGCCAGAUCAGUGAGUUCUCUUUUCUAGGGUCCAACUGGGACAGCUUCCAAGGGAUGGUGACUUCAUUGCCGAGCGGGGAGACCACCCCUCGACGGCUGCUUUCCUAUGGCUGUUGUAGUAAGCGGUCAGGCAGCAAGCAGAUGCGGGCAACAGGUCCCUGCUUUGGGGGCCAAUGGGCUCAGAGAGAAGGUGUGAAGUCACCUGUCUGCUCGAGUCAUUCCAAUGGACACUGUACUGGUCCAGGAGGCAAAAACCGGAUGUGGUUUUCUGGUCACCCAAAGCAGGUCUCCAGUACAAAGCCUGUUCCACUGAACUGCCCUUCUCCAGUGCCUCCUCUCUACCUGGAUGACGAUGGGCUCCCCUUUCCUACGGAUGUGAUCCAGCACAGGUUACGGCAGAUUGAAGCAGGCUACAAACAAGAGGUAGAGCAGCUACGUCGACAAGUCCGGGAGCUUCAGAUGAGGCUAGAUAUCCGUCACUGCUGUGCUCCUCCAGCAGAGCCCCCCAUGGACUAUGAGGAUGAUUUUACGUGUCUGAAGGAGUCAGAUGGUAGUGAUACAGAGGAUUUUGGCUCUGAUCACAGUGAAGACUGCCUUUCAGAAGCAAGCUGGGAACCUGUUGAUAAGAAAGAAACUGAGGUGACUCGCUGGGUUCCAGAUCAUAUGGCAUCACAUUGCUAUAACUGUGACUGUGAAUUCUGGUUGGCCAAACGAAGACACCAUUGCAGAAAUUGUGGGAAUGUAUUUUGUGCUGGAUGCUGCCAUCUGAAGUUGCCCAUUCCUGAUCAACAGCUCUACGACCCAGUUCUUGUCUGUAACUCAUGUUACGAACACAUCCAAGUAUCUCGUGCCAGGGAACUCAUGAGCCAACAUCUGAAGAAACCCAUUGCUACAGCUUCCAGCUGAAUGCCAGAGGAG